AUGGCUGAUGACGACCGGCGAAAUAACACGGGCACCAGGGUAUUCAAGAAGACCUCGCCAAACGGCAAGAUCACCACCUACCUCGGCAAACGGGACUUUAUCGACAGAGGAGAUUAUGUCGACCUUAUCGAUGGAAUGGUCCUCAUUGAUGACGCCUACGUCAAAGAAGGCAAAACGGUGACAGCCCAUCUUUUGGCCGCAUUCCGAUAUGGCCGCGAAGACCUCGAUGUGCUCGGUCUCACCUUCCGAAAAGAUCUCAUCAAUCAACACGUCCAUGUAUUCCCACCCGAUGAGACCCAACCUCGGCGCCCAUUGACAAGGCUCCAAGAACGACUCCGGAAAAAGCUCGGCCCAAAUGCGUACCCAUUUUGGUUCGAAAUUGCGCCGAGGAGUGCGAGCAGUGUUACAUUACAACCUGCUCCCGGUGAUACAGGAAAACCAUGUGGUGUCGACUAUGAGCUGAAAACAAUCGUCUCCUCUAGUGCAACCAAUGGUUCUGAAGGAGAAAAGCCGAAAAAGCACAAUUCGGUUCGGUUGGCCAUCCGGAAACUGACUUAUGCUCCAAGGGAACCGCGUCCCCAACCAACAAAAGACGUCUCAAAGGAAUUUAUGAUGAGCCCCGGGCUUCUCCAUAUGGAGUGCUCACUCGACAAGGAGAUGUAUUAUCAUGGGGAUACGAUAGCGGUCAAUGUACACCUGCAAAACAACAGUAAUAAGACUGUUAAAAAGAUUAAGGUCAGCGUCGUGCAAGUUGCUGACAUUUGCCUCUUCACCACCGCUUCUUACAAUUGCGAGGUGGCCCGCGUCGAAAAUUGUGAGGGUUUCCCCGUCGGUCCGGGUGCCACGAUUUCGAAGGUGCUUGGGUUGACGCCGUUGCUCAGCAACAAUAAGGACAAACGGGGCUUAGCCCUUGAUGGCCAAUUGAAGCAUGAAGAUACGAAUCUGGCGUCCUCAACAAUUUAUGAUGAGGAUUCCAAAACCCCAAAGGAAAACCUGGGAAUCAUCGUGCAAUAUAAAGUUCGAGUUCGAGCGUUGAUUCAAGGACCGCUUGGCGGUGAGCUGAUGGCGGAACUUCCAUUUACAUUGACACAUGCCAAGCCACCAGAGACCCCGGAGCGGAAGGAUCGUCCCUCAAUUGUGAGUGUGAGUAAUGACGUUGCGGAUAUUGAUCUCAUUCAACUUGAUGAUAAAACCGAGGAACAACUCUUGGAUGAUGAUGAUCUUAUCUUCGAAGAUUUUGCGCGACUCCGGCUCCAAGCUGCUGACUCCCAAGAGGAUCCGCUCAAA
Molecule: messenger RNA, 1287 nt
Organism: Mesorhabditis spiculigera
Lineage: Eukaryota; Metazoa; Nematoda; Chromadorea; Rhabditida; Rhabditidae
Source: the annotation of a GenBank genome assembly